This is a messenger RNA of Misgurnus anguillicaudatus (oriental weatherfish), 5762 nucleotides long. The record is from RefSeq and is a predicted model, not a curated record. NCBI's taxonomy places the organism in Eukaryota, Metazoa, Chordata, Actinopteri, Cypriniformes, Cobitidae.
UGUCUCACUUCGUUGCCUUAAGCAAAUUAAGUAAUCUUUGGUUGGCACCUGGAACCUUUGCCUCUAAGUUUUUCUUAUGAAGAUUCAAGCUAAGACUUUUUGCCCCUACAGAUGCUCCUUACCAUGUUUGAAAGAUUCGGUUGCUAACAGGAGUUAAAUUAUAGGCUGUGAGUCCAAAGCGGGAGGAAUUACGAUAAUGUUGGUCUUGUCUACAUCACCAAUCCCAGGAAGUAAACUACAAUCCGUGUUUGUUGAAGUAUAAGAAAAGAGAUUUACGUUGGAGUCAUCGUUUACUUUGGGACCCGGGCCGCCGGUGGCUGCUGCGGGCAGUAAGCUUGGUGAGCUGAUUGGUAAACUCCACCAGUACCUGGAAAAUGCUACAGAGGGCAAAAAUGAACCUACUUUACCGGGACACUGGAAUGGAACCGUGGCCAAAGAGUACCUUGAGAUGAAAGCCAAAGCCCAUGAUGCAGAGGAGGCCCAUGGCUCCUCGACAGCAGGAUCUUCAAGUCGUUCAAGAAGGAAACCGAUUGUUGUCACAAAACACAGUGGGAUGAAUGAGUCCGAUGUUUCAUCUGAGAGUGGAGCAGAGGAUGGGAUGUCUGUUCACUCCAAUGAACCUAACACCGGCAUCCUACCUAUAGGAACGGUAUUUGUAGUGCCUGAGCCUGUGGGUACAGAUAGCCGUGAUGAUUUCCGUGGGCCGGAAUUUCGCAGCAGACGAGUUCAGAAGCAGCAAAAAGAUUUUGCUGAUAAACGUAGAGGAUACGAGACUGAGAGGGUAAACUGCACUGCGUGUGGCCAGCAGGUGAAUCCUUUCCAGCGUGAUGCCAUCUAUAGGCACCCUAUGCUUAAAGUGCUGAUCUGCAAGAAUUGUUUUAAGUAUUAUAUGAGUGACGACAUCAGCAAGGAUUCGGAGGGGAUGGAUGAGCAAUGCAGGUGGUGUGCAGAAGGAGGCAGCCUGAUUGGUUGCGAUUACUGCAGCAAUGCCUUCUGUAAGAAAUGUGUGCUACGUAACAUGGGGAGAAAGGAACUGUCAACCAUCAUGGAGGAGGAAAGAAAAUGGUACUGUUAUGUGUGCAGUCCCGAGCCAUUGGUGGAGCUGGUGAUGGCCUGCGACUCAGUUCUCGACGACUUAGAACAGGCUCAGAAACGAGUGUCUCGUCCUGAUUCAAACUCGGUUCGAGGAAAAGCUAAGGGUGGUCGAGUAGGAGGUGGCCCAGUGCCCUCUGGAGGACUAUAUCAACGAAUGCAGCGGUUUGUGGACGUCACCUCAUCUUUGAGCCAUUCCUUCAGGGAAGUCAUUCAAAGCGAAGCAGAGGAGGAAGUGAAGGUGGAAGAGAAGCAAAAGAGAAUUGGGCAGCUGAGGAUGUUUCGUGUCGUUCUGAAUGACCUGCUAGCAGCCAAUAGAGCAUUACAGGAAGCACUGGACCAUGAGUUAACCGGGGCCAAAUGUCCCAGUGGAGAAUCUAAGCCAAAAGCGAGGGCAAGACAGAGAAAGUCAAGGUCUUCGCAGAUCCCUGGUGUCACUAAAGAGCUAGUGGUCAAACUCACACCUGUACCAGUCAACACACAAGCCAUCGCUUGCACUUCCAUCCCUCCAUCACCUGACGGACAGACAAUAGAGAGUAACAUGACGGGUGGAGAGCUAGAGAAAUGUGAGGUGGAGGUGAGGGGAGUGGAGGUAGAAGUAAUGACUGAGAAAGAAGAGACAGAGAAUUAUUGUGAUAAUAAUGAUGCUGAAGAAGAGGAGGAGGAGGAGGAGGGGGACGAUGACAUGACUGACGCAAAAAGUUUAUCAUUAGCCGACGAGAACAAACGUUCUCCACGUGUGAAAACCACGCCACGCAGACGGCACAUGGCCACGAGCCCCACAGCUGAGCAUGCUGGUCUAGCUGAGGAUGACUCCGAUUCUGAUGAGGUGCCUGAGGUGCUUCUUCAGACGGCCGCUGCCAUGACGAACAGCGAGGAAGAGGGUUUAGUUGAUAGCAGCGGAGCCAGGGAUGACGUAAAUCAACAUGUCCGAAAGCAGCGGCUUUUCGGGCUAGUGAAGACCACUCCUCCAGACAGAAGCUCUCGCAAGCGAAACCUCAAAGAGAGGUCAUCGUCAUCUUCGUCAUCCUCUUCCGCAUCUUCGAGGAGGGGCUCUCAAGACCAGGGGUCGGUGGACAGAACGAGCAGGGGAAGAGCUCGCAAAGUUGCCAGGAUGAUAGAACAAGCUGGGAGUUCCUCGAGUGAAGCUGGGGGACAGGAACUGGAGAGCGGGCGGAGCAGUGACUCGGACGAUCAGAGGAUCAAACCGCUGACAGAGGGCGUCUCGUUGCUCGGAUCUGGAAAUUUCCAGCAGUCUUCCGGUGAUGAGAUGGACAUCCAACCGGCUCCUUCAUUGUCUGUGGAUGACGAUGAUUUAGAAAAUAGAAUUGCGAAGCAGAUUCUGCUGGCUCAGAUCAAAGCUAACUACUCCUCAGCUUCCGAGCUGGACAGCAACUCUGAUGAACGGUCAGAGAGUGAGACCGGAGAGAAGAAGAGCAAGAAAGGCACACCGGAGGCUACAGCUGCUGAAGACUGUGAUGAGUCCGAUUCCAGUGGGUCACAGUCUGAGUCACGGCACCGGCACCGAUUGCUACGUCAUGGUCUUGAUUUGCCAGAGCCAGAAGAACAAGGACACAAGAAAGGAGAAAAAACGAAAAAUAUGGAAAGACAAAUUCAAGAUUCAGAUGAUGCUUCUGAGAGCACCGAUGAAUCAAGUGACUCUGCCUUAAGUGAGGAACUCAGCCAAUCAGAGACUGAAGAAACAGGGCUUGAGUCGCAUACUCCUAAUGACAAACUUCAGAGCCCGACAGACCGUCCUGAUGAGCCGGGCACUCCUGAUAAUGAUGUUUCUGUAAUCUCUGAGGAAUGUUUGAGGAGUACCCCUCACGGAAGGAGACAGAUCAGACGGCUCUUGGAGGUGGAUCAACUGGCCCAGGAAACCCAGAGCGCUCUGAGGGAAGAGGAGGAGCGAAGAAGAAGGCUAGCUGAGAGAGAAAAACAAAGAUUGGAAAAUGAGAAGAGAGAACAAGAAGAAGCAGACUCUGAGGUUAUCAUAGUAUCUGAGAAACCGGCUCAUAGCUUUUCCCCAUUGGUUCUUGAGGAAGAUGAUGUAACGCACAAGCCUGUGGUCCAAGUUCACAUGCACUUACUGAGAAAACUUAAACCACAUCAGCGAGAGGGUGUGCGGUUUAUGUGGGACUGCUGUUGUGAGUCCGUCCAGAGUGUGAAAUCGUCUCCGGGCUCAGGCUGUAUUCUGGCCCACUGCAUGGGACUGGGAAAGACCUUACAGGUCAUCGCGUUCCUUCAUUCAGUGUUGUUGUGUAGACAGUUGCCUCUGAAACGUGCUUUGGUAGUGUGUCCUCUCAACACGGUGCUGAACUGGAGGAGCGAGUUCGACAAAUGGCAGAGGGGUAUGAGACCCCACACACUGAGGGUAACAGAGCUGGCCACAGUAAAGUCUGUGGCUGUUCGUGUUGAACUCUUAAACGACUGGUUUCAUAAUGGUGGGGUGAUGAUCAUGGGUUAUGAAAUUUUUCGGAUCCUUACACAAAAUGGAAAGAAAUACAGCAAACAUAAAGAUGCAUUCAACUCAAUGCUGCUGAACCCUGGCCCUGACUUGGUUGUAUGCGACGAAGGUCACAUCCUAAGGAAUGCCGAAUCCAGGAUCUCGAAAGCCAUGCAAGCUAUCCGCACACGUAGAAGAAUCAUAUUGACGGGCACGCCGCUCCAGAACAACCUUGUUGAAUAUCACUGUAUGGUAAACUUCAUUAAAGAGAACCUGCUGGGAUCUCUGAAGGAAUUCCGGAACCGUUUUGUUAAUCCCAUCCAGAAUGGCCAAUGUGCAGACUCCACCCCUGCUGAUGUCAGACUCAUGAAAAAUCGGUCACAUGUCCUACACGAGCUGAUGUCAGGAUUCAUACAGAGACGGGCCUACUCUGUUUUAAAGUCCUGUCUGCCACCCAAGUGCGAGUAUGUGCUGUUUAUCAGGAUGACACCUUUGCAGUGUCAGUUAUACAAACACUAUCUGCAGAACUGCACAGGGAAAGGAGCAGGCGUGAAAAACUUGUUUCAGGACCUUCAUAUUCUGAGUUUGAUCUGGACCCAUCCCUGGUGUCUUAAACUUUCUCAUCUGAGCAAGAAUAAGGGCAAAGAGACAGAGCCUUCCACUGACUUUACAGCACUAGGAACAAGUGCAGCGCAACAUUCUGGAAAGUCGAAUGGUUCUCGAAGCAAAGAGACAAAGAUCAGAGAUGCAGAUGAUAUUGAAGAUAUUGAUUUAGUCAUCCAAGGCAGUGGCUGCACUCAAAACCCUAAAGUCACCAACACACCCGCUACAGAAAUUGUUGGUGAGGGAACUGGGUUUAGUGCUGGUAACGUGCCAUGUGCCGAAUGGUAUCUGCCAUUUGUAAAAGAAGCUGAUGCCAAAGUGCUGGAGCAUUCUGGCAAAUUACAGUUGCUUAUGGAGAUUUUACAAUGGGCAGAGGAACUGGAGGACAAAGUGCUGGUGUUUAGUCAAUCUCUGAUAUCCCUGGAUCUUAUCGAAAGUUUCCUACAAUAUGCGAACGAGACCAACGGGAAAGAAGAGUGCCCAUACAAAGGACAGAAACUGUGGAUAAAACAUAAAGAUUAUUAUCGCUUGGAUGGCACGACAAGCGCCUGUGCUCGCAAGAGAUGGGCUCAAGAGUUCAACAAUGUUAAAAACACAAGAGGGAGGUUGUUUCUGAUCUCCACUCGUGCUGGAUCUCUGGGGAUCAAUUUGGUUGCCGCAAACCGGGUUGUGGUGUUUGAUGCCUGCUGGAAUCCUUCAUAUGAUAUCCAGAGCAUCUUCAGGGUCUAUCGCUUUGGCCAGAACAAACCUGUAUCUGUGUACAGAUUUCUGGCUCAGGGAACGAUGGAGCAGAAAAUUUACGAGCGGCAGGUUGCCAAACAGUCUUUAUCCUCCCGUGUUUUGGACCAGCAGCAGAUUCAGAGACACUUCACACAAAGCCAGCUGAAUGAGUUGUACCGCUUCCAGCCAAACCUACAACCCAGCAUACACACACAAGCACCUGUGGAUGAGGUGCUGAUGUUGCUUCUGCAGAGCUGUGGGCAGCUCAUAGUAAGUUAUCAUGAGCAUGACUCAUUGUUAGACCACCGAGAGGAAGAGGAGUUGAGCGAAGAAGAGCGCAGAGCAGCCUGGGAUGAGUACCGUGCAGAGAAGAAGGCCUCCGUCCAGAACACAAAUGCACCGCCCCAAACGCAGCUCAGCAGAAAGGCCAGCAAACAGCUAAAGCAUAUACAGCAGCAGAUGUUGGCUGUUCGAAACCUCAUCCAAGCAUCCAGGACUGGUACUCCUACCUCACUGCAAGUCAAACAAGGCAGUACCCCACCCUCUGCUGCUCGGCGCCCUUCUGACUUCAUCACCUUGCAAUUGGGGGAUCCUGGGGCGGUUCACGCAGCAUUAAACUCAAACUUGAGACCUGAUCCGUCUCUAUCCCACCACUGAUAAAAAAGCAGGGGGGUUUGUUUGUGUUUGCCUUAAAAAGCUGUUGUAAAUAUUGGUUAGAUUUAGUGUCAUAACACUGUAAGGACUCAGGAGAGAGUCUGCCCUUUAUCAGACCUUGUAGCAUCUUGCAUAGUCUGUGUUGUUGAUAGUUUUACUGAUAGUGUUGUUGUAAGGAGUCUUUACUAACACCUAGUGAUGUUUAAUUUAUAGGUAUUAAAAGCAAUAAAGCAAGAGUAAUGUAUGA